AUGAAGGACUUGCUACAUGAGUUUGGGGUUUCGAUGGAAUAUCAAAAGGCUUGGAGAACAAUAGAAAAGACUCUAGAAUUGUCAAGAGGAAAGCCAGAAGACUCAUACCAGCAACUACCAAUAUACCUUCAUAUGCUAAAAAUAGCAAUUCCAGGGACAGUUACUGAAUUGAUUACAGACAAGAAGAACCGGUUCAAGUACAUGUUCUUAGCAUUGUCAAAUUCAAUCAGAGGAUGGAUACAUUGCAGACGAGUGAUUGUGGUAGAUGGCACAUUCUUAAAAACAACAUAUGGAGGGACGUUGUUUACAGCAUCAACAAUGGAUGCUAAUAACCACAUAUUCAUAUUGGCAUUUGGAAUAGAAGACUCGGAGAAUGAUUCAUCAUGGGAGUGGUUUUUCAACAAGCUAAGAGAAACAUUCGGAGAAAUAGAAUUACACGGGGAAGAUCUUACAAUAAACUUUGUUAAAGCUGAAAAAACAUACAACAUGAAAUCAUUUGAAGUUUACAUGUCAGAACUUGACAAAAUAGACAAAAGAAUAAGACCUUAUCUGGAAAGAAUAGGAUACAAAUAUUGGAGUAGAUGCCACUGCCCGACCAGAAGGUACACAAUGAUGACAUCCAACAUAGCUGAGUUGAUAAAUUCAACAAUUCUUGCUAUAAGAAGACUGCCCAUCACUACAAUGAUAGAGAGUCUUCCAAAUUUGGUACAAAAUGGGUUUGGACAAAAGCAAGAUAAAAUCCUAUGUGCUCAUGCAAUAGCUGUAUUCUCGAAAAGAGGAUUGCGAGUUUAUGACUAUGUUGCGGAAUACUACAAAACAGACGAAAUGAAAGCAACAUGUGACACAAUAGCAAACUCAUUACCAAAUAAAAGUGAAUGGACACUGCCUAAGAGCUUGGAAAUGAUAUAA
Messenger RNA from Cannabis sativa, 909 nucleotides. RefSeq lists its product as uncharacterized. NCBI's taxonomy places the organism in Eukaryota, Viridiplantae, Streptophyta, Magnoliopsida, Rosales, Cannabaceae. The transcript has 3 exons. Bases 1 to 909 code for a protein of 302 amino acids. The record is from RefSeq and is a predicted model, not a curated record.